Messenger RNA from Sphaerodactylus townsendi, 1653 nucleotides. Its product is annotated as cytochrome P450 2C8-like. The transcript is spliced from 12 exons. NCBI's taxonomy places the organism in Eukaryota, Metazoa, Chordata, Lepidosauria, Squamata, Sphaerodactylidae. Gene Ontology annotation, biological process: xenobiotic metabolic process; arachidonate metabolic process. Gene Ontology annotation, cellular component: cytoplasm; intracellular membrane-bounded organelle. Gene Ontology annotation, molecular function: heme binding; oxidoreductase activity, acting on paired donors, with incorporation or reduction of molecular oxygen, reduced flavin or flavoprotein as one donor, and incorporation of one atom of oxygen; iron ion binding. The record is from RefSeq and is a predicted model, not a curated record.
AUGCACACAGAUGACAUUGCACAACUGUCACUCCAAGGUUGGGAAAAUAUUCCAGAGAUCUGGGGCUGGGGGCUGGGCAGGGUGGAGUUUGGGGAGGGGAUGGACCCCAGCAGAGGCAGCUCCACAAAAACAGUGUGUUUACCUGGCAGAGGGGUGAAACCACCACCGAUUUUGCAAGUACAUUUCAGUAAAUAUAGAUUUUUCAAGGACUUGACUUGGAAGCUUGCAAAACGAUACGGAAAUGUUUUCAUGCUAUGGCUGGGACCUAUGCCUGUAGUUGUCCUGUCUGGAUACGAAGCAGUGAAAGAAGGGCUGAUCAACCAUUCAGAAGACUUUGCAAAUCGACCAGUGACCCCUUUUGAGGAAAUCAUAGUAAAGGAACGGGGUAUUGUACCGUCAAAUGGCCACACCUGGAAGCAACAGAGGAAGUUUGCGAUAGUUGCCUUGCGGAAGCUGGGACUAGGGAAGAAAGGCGUGGAGCACCAAAUAGAAGAGGAGGCCCAUCAGCUGCUUCAGGCUUUUGCAAAUGCAAAGGACUGGCAGCCUCCAGAGGGGGCAUUGAGGGGGUCAAAGGUAGAAGGCCAGAGUGAACAGAAAGGGCUUCACCAGAUGCGGCAGAAUGGCAGUGAUUUUACCCAAAGUGAAGCCACGCUGGUGUGGUGGCGAACCAGGGCCAUGGCAGAGCAAAUGGCCAUAGCUGCAAGGCACAUUAUGCAGCUACACUUUUUUGUUUACCUCCUGACUCCCAUCUGCACAGCCUCGAAGGCACUGCUAGCUCCACUCUUUGAAUUAUUCCCAUGGCUCAUGAAACGUGUUCCAGGGACUACAAAGAAGGUCUUAUCAUGUGCAGAGGCUGUACGUUCAUUUGCAAGACAGGAGAUAGAAAAGCAUAAGGGGCAUCAUGCUGUCUAUGAGCCACAGGAUUUCAUUGAUUUUUAUCUAUUACAGAUGCAGAAAAGCAAGAAUGACCCCAACUCUACUUACAAUGAAGACAAUCUGAUUCAUAGUAUUUUUGACAUGUUCAUCGCAGGAUCAGAUACUAUAGCCCUGACACUGCGAUGGGCUUUGCUCCUCAUGGCAAAUCACCCAGACAUCCAAGAGAAAGUCCACAAGGAGAUUGAAGAUGUUUUGGGUUCCUGUCAAGCAUUCACCUACCAAGAUCAGAAGAAACUCAACUACACCAAUGCUGUAAUUCAUGAGAUCCAGCGUUCCCGAUAUAUCUUAUAUGUUGGGCUCCCCAGACGAUCUACAAAGGAUGUAAACAUGCUUGGUUUUUUCAUUCCAAAGGACACUGUUGUUGUUGGAGAUCUACGCUCAGUUCUUCUUGAUCCUAAACAAUGGGAGACACCUGAGGCAUUCAACCCAAAUCAUUUUUUGGACAAGGAUGGAACUUUUGUGGAAAAAGAAGCCUUUCUUCCAUUUGGUGCAGGAGCCCGUAUCUGUCCAGGAGAGCAGCUGGCGAGGAUGGAGCUCUUCAUCUUCUUCACCAGCUUGAUGAGGGCUUUCACCUUCCAGCUUCCAGAAGGAGUGAAAGAGCUCGACACAGAUCCUUUGAUUGGGCUAUCGUUAGUUCCCCGUCCUUAUAAGAUCUGUGCUGUUCCCCGUAGCAGUUUAUAAACUAUACAGAUUAGUAUGAAUCAUUUGCCAGUGUAA